CUUAACGUGAGUUGGUCUUAAUCUUUAUUUCAGAUAUUGUUAGAAGAUGGUUCCAAAAAUAAUAUUUUUUGCACUUUUAAUGGGAAUCGCCAACACACAGAGAUGUAUUUUUCCUCAGCUGUGUCAACCAGGAGUGGUACCAUUUCCAGCUGGAAUAGAUCCGUUUAAUCAAAAUUUAGUCGUCAGUGUAAAUAAUGAUAUCUUUUCCAUCAAAAAUUGGAUAAAACAGUAUUUCGAUGAAUUAAUUCAACGCGAAGUAGACAUCGCGACAGGAAUAAACAAUUGUAUCAGUCGACUGGUGGCUGUCGAAAACCAUUUAGAACAAAUUGACGAAAGAGACGUAACACAGUUGCAAAAUAUCCAACAGACAGUAAUUGGCAUAGAGAACAAUCUGCCCACUAUUUUGCAGAAGAUGGAAAACAAAAUUAUUUUAACGGUUUCAGAACAUGAACCUUCUAGUCAGAUCUCCCAACCUGUAAUAUCAAAGAAAGAUUUUGAGUCAUUGAAAAAAGAGAUAAUGAACAAAAUCUACAUAGUUACUAACUCGAUAGGAAAAAUUGAAACUGAAAUUAAUGAAAUUAAGGAAGAAAAUCAAUACAUUAAAGAUUUGCAUAAAGAAUCAACAGAAAACUUAAAAAUAUAUUUUAAUAACAACCAAGAGCUGUUCACUAAGUUUGGUAAAAAACUAGAUAACUGUAACAAUAAUAUUAACAAUAAAGAGAACGAAGAGUGGAAGGUUAAUAUCACAAAAGCUUUUAAUGGUCAACAAUCAGAGGCUAAAAAAAUCCUGGCAGAGGUUAAAGAAGUACAGAAUAAAAUAGACCAGCUAUCACAAGAAUGCAACCUAGCUAUACAUCAAAAUAUCACUUUACCAAAACAAGACAAUUCCAAAUCUGACCUUACCAAUUAUAUCAAAAAAACUCACGAAGAGACCAUUAAGAAGCUUAAUGAUCUCUCAAAAACGACAGAUACUCUUGGACACAGCUGUGUAACUAGCUGCGACAAAAUUUCAACUAAGAUAGAAGGUCUUAAUAUGUCAGACAAAGCAAUAGAAAAGAUUGCUGCUAACAUUACUACUAAAACCAAAGCACAAGUAGAGUUUGGAGUGAACCAAAUUUUGGAGGAGGUAUCCAAAUAUUCGAAAUCAAGUGCUAUAUAUGUUCAAGAAGCAGUAUGUAACAGACUAGAUUCUCUUAAAACAUCAACUCUAGUUAAUAUAACAUCGAAGAUAGAAGACAUUCAACAAGUUUUUCAGAAAAUAGAAAUACUGUAUCAACAAAUGAAAAGCAACGGAUCUGCUCUAAAUCAAUCUAAGAAUUGCAAAACUGAUUCUUUUAAAGUUAAUGAUACUGGAAUAAAAGGAGUACGAAAUGAUAGCGAUGAGAAAAGCGAUGAUCAAGAAAUCAUUGUUUAUUAAUAAGGAUUUUUUAUUGCAAUUUUUAUUUGAGUAAAUGUGCUAUUUUUUAUAGUCUGGGCAGAUUAUCGGCGAAUAAGCCAUUUUUGGGAAAAGUUAUUUACCAGCAAUUUUAUAACUGGAAUCGAAUCUUAGGAUUGUAUAUAUUAAUAAUAUACGUAUGCAAAGUCCGCAGAUAGUGUGCUACUUUUUUUAUAAAAAAAUGGCGCCCGAAAAUCGUAUUUUUUCAAUUUUUGCUCUAUAACUAGAAAGAUUUUAAAUUUACACAAAAAACACCCAAAUAAAAAUUCACCGUAAUUAAAUUCUGCAUAGAUACGUGUUUUCCCGAUUUACUUAGAUGAAAAUUUUCCCCGGAAAAUGCGGGUUUUCCGACAAAAUCUUUAAUUUUCAACUAAAAUUUUAGAUAAGUAAUUGUUUAUCAAUAAUUAAAUAACUUGGCAAUAUAAAAUAUCUUUUCGUAUAUAUUAUAAUUCCAGAAGCCGAUAGAAAUUGAAUGAACAGUUUAGCAACAAUUGAAUUGUUAAUUAAAAAUUUACGGUCGCUAUAAUACCCACAAUAAUUCCGAUACAUAAGAAUAACUAUGAUUUUUGUAUAAAAAAUCACUGUACAUAUCUAAUGUAUGUACUUUACAGAAUUGAAAUUGAACUAUUUAAGAGGCCUCAGGCAUAUUUUAACAUUAUAAACAAUUUUUUGGCUUAUAAACAAUUAGAAUAUCUCGGGAAAUAUUUAAUUAAAUUAAAUCAUGAAAACGGUAUUGGAAAAAAAGCAGUAGGACGCUUCUUUUAAAAGAAAAAACGUUUAAUUGUGAUGAGUGAUUCCUGAGAUACAACCUGUCAAAGUUGACCGGCAUUGACGCCAAAGAUAUCAACAGUAGGAUUAUAAUUUUCAAACCAUCACCUUUUUAGUUUUGUCCUCUUUCUCCACACCAAUUUUCAUAUCUUUGAAAUACCCAUAACAUAUAUUAUUAUAAUAAAAACUAUCGAUAUUACUAGUGAAAAUUGCCAAAAAUAGCAAAAUUCCAAUCGAAAAUUAGGUUGGAGGAAAUGUAAUCUCAAAGUUCAAAAUUGGUAUAAGUUAAAAAAAUGCAUUUUCUCGGCUUCCCAUGGAGCAAUUUUCUUCAUUUUUUUUCCCAAGUAACUUGAGUAGAGCCAUAUACUUAACGCUUUAUUAAAUGUCACACAUGCUUUUAUUUUGUUAUAAUAAAUUAAGUUAUUGAUAAUAACAAAAAAAUUUAAUUUGUUUAAAUAAAGAUUGUUUAAAAAAUUAUACAGCUUUCAAAUGAGAAUAUUUGUGUUUUUAACGGUAAAAGGUAGACUUGUAGUAAGUUUAUCUAAAAAAACUCUACAACUGGAAGGAAAAAAUAUGUAGUUUUCUUUUCUUAUUUUGUUUAUAAAAAAAGUAGCACACUAUCUACGGACUUUGCAUACCUAUAUUAUUAAUAUAUACAAUCAUACGAUUCGAUUCCAGCAAUAAAAUUGCUGGUAAAUAACUUUUAAUGGCAUUUUGCUAAUUAGCCCAGAGUAUUAUAGUAAACUUAAUUGUAAGUACAGUAAAACCUCGAUAUAACGGACUAAUUGGGGGGACCGUUUAAGCCGAAAGGCCGUUAUAUAAAAUACUUUUAAAAUAAAUCAGACUAUUUAGGAACGUGUGCUCAAUAUGCUAUAAUAAAAAGUUUAUUGAAAUUCUUUGUAAAUUACAGCGUUUGGGGUCCACGGGGACCCCGUUGUUAUGCAGUGUAUCUUGGUAAGGGCAGGGUUAAGUAUGUAUAAUAUUAACAGGAGGUUUUUAAUUUUUUUACAUUUGAUCGGAUUUUUUGUCUGUUAUAUCCGAAGUCCGUAAAAUAGAGGUCCGUUAUAUCGAGGUUUUACUGUACCUACACACAUCAAAAUAAUCUAGGGGACAAAAACAAAAUGCGAGAUUACAGAAGGAUUUCAAAUAUAUUUUAAAUAUUUAAAAAGAAGUUAUAAACAAGUUUCUCGAAUAUAAAAUAAACAUCUUUCAUACAAUUAUCGCAAUAGCUCUUAAAAAAAUUAAGAGAGAACCUCUUAAGAGGCAACAGUAGCGCGCGGAAAACGUGGUUCAAGAUUGCGGCUGUAAUUUUGAAUAUUUGGCACACAUAUUCGUAAUAUAAUAAAGAAUGGCGGUAUAGAGCCCAAUUUGAGAAAUAUGCUAGUAUGUGGAGAUUACUCUAUAACUAAAUAAAUAUUGCAAAAAGAAGCCUGUACGCCAUUAAGAAGAACAAAAAAAUACACUUUCUUCAAAUAAACUUUUUUAUCCCAUGCCUAGAUUUUGUGUCACAUUGGAACUACAUACUAAAAAUCGAUUUUCUAUAACAAGAAAUCGAACGUGACUAACUUGGCAACAUUUAGCUCGCCUAUGAGUAUAAAAUAAUUAUAGUUUUUGAUAGUAUGAUGCCACUGUCACUGUCGUAUUGCCUACGCACUGUUGCCUCAUUGUUGAAAGUUCGCAGAACUUUCGAAAAACAAAAAUAUUGAUGAUGCGCUAUUGUUUACUCUUAAGUCAAAAAAUGGUAACAUCAAAAAUAAAAAACUAAUUUUUUGCCCCUGAACUUCCAACAAAGUAGUCUUUAGGUUAAUUUAGUACAGUGUAUGAACUCCACGGUUGUUGAUUAUGCCCUACAUCUGUUAGGCAACUCAUCAUCAGAUGGUCAGUGUCUUGCUGUGGUAUUCUGUUCCACUCCAUUGAAGCCCUCAAAAGUUGCUUUCUUGUAUUGAACGCGAUAUUUUGUUGUAAAAUGCAUCUGCCCGAUAUGUCCAAUACAUGCUCAAUUGGAUUUAAAUCUGGCGAUUGUGGAGGUAAUAAUAAAACCUCAAUUUCAUUAUCUUCGAGUAAUGUUUGCAAGACCCUAGCAGUAUGUGGACGCGCUUUGUCGUGCUUUAAUUGAAAUUGGGAACCAGCUUGUUAUGCAAAGGGUACAAGAAUAGGUUAGAGAAUAAUAUCGCGGUAGUCUGUUGCCCUCUUCAAUUUACUAGUUCUCGCCCAAAAAUGCUACGACCAACAGAAAGAUAUAUUUAUAUGCUUUAUAGACUUCGAAAAAGCAUUUGAUAGAGUAAGACACGACCUACGAUUAGGACGUUUGAAAGAAGUCGGUUUAGAUGGAAAAGACAUCAACUUACUAAAAAACUUGUACUGGAACCAAAACGCCAGAGUUAGGAUCGAAGGUUCCACAUCCGCAGAAGUAGAAAUUAGGAGGGGAGUUAGACAGGGAUGUGUUCUGUCGCCUCUGCUGUUUAAUCUUUACUUCGAGUUUCUAUUUAAAGAGGCACUGGAGGACUCCAAGGAUGGAGUCAAGGUGAAUGGCGUAAAUAUCAACAGCAUCAGAUACGCCGAUGAUACGGUGUUGCUUGCGGAUUCCGACUUGGGCCUACAAUGACUCAUGGACAAGACCAACUCGACCUGUGAGCAAUUUGGUAUGAAAAUAAAUAUUAAAAAACCAAAGUGAUGUCAAUCCAAAAAAACAACAAAACGUACCUCAACUUUGCACAAUAAAUGGGCAUUUUAGAACAAGUCAAUAGAUUUAAGUACUUGGGAUGUUGGAUCGAUAGCAGCCUAAAUGCUGAUCUAGAAAUAAGAUUGAGAAUAGAACAGGCCAAAAAAAACCUUCAAAAAAAUCAAAAAGCUGCUUUGUAAUUCUCGAAUAAAACUCUAAAUACGACUACGUUUAUCCAAAUGCUACGUCUGGUCGACUCUUCUCUAUACAGUUGACACAUGGACCCUUAAAACAUCAACCGUAAAUAAAUUGGAAGCCUUUGAAAUGUGGAUCUACCGGAGAAUCCUCAAAAUUUCAUGGACAUCGCAUGCCUCAAACGAAGAAGUACUGCAUAGAAUAGGCAAGGCCAUAGAACUUUUCAACACAUUGAAAGUCAGAUAAACAUCAUACAUAGGCCACAUACUGAGAAAUAAUAAGUACCAAUAUGCUCAACUUAUAGUGAAAGGAAAAAUCGAAGGAAGGAGAGGACUAAGGAGAAAAAGACUAUCGUGGCUCAGAAACAUCGGACAAUGGACAGGGCUAAAUUUUGAACAGCUAAUAAGAACAGCUGAAGAGAGAGAAGAGUUUGCAAUUGUAGUAGCCAACGGUACCCCGUCAAAAUAGCCCCGUCAAAAAAGCUCCGACAAAAUAGCCCCGACAUAAUAUCCCGCACACAAAAUAGCUCCGACAAAAUAGCCUGCAGACAAAAUAGCCGCGGAAUAAUAGCCCGCCGACAAAAUAGCCCCGACAAAAUAGCCCCGAAAAAAAAGCUCCCUUCAGAAUUCAUCAUGAAAUAAUUCCUUAAAGAUACAUUUUUUCGGAAAUGGUAAUUAUUCUCUAUUCAGAUCUUUAUCUUAACCACAUUAAAUAAAAUUUGUCUUUUCAGAGAACUCGAGUCCUGUCUUUCCUGCCUCUUGGAAGUUUGAACAUUUAAGUUAAGCGAAAAUCAAUGUUAAUUUAUGAUAUAAAUAUUUUUUUCUGUUUUCGGGCAACAGUAAAAUUCAUUUUGAAUUAAAUAAAUUAAGAGGAAACAGUAGCGAUCAACAGGUAGCGAAAACGCGUUCCAAGAUUGCGGCUGUAAUUUUGAAUAUUUUUUCGUGAUAUUUGGGACACGUAUUCGUAAUAUAAUAAAGAAUGGCGGUACAGAGCCCAAUUUGAAAAAUGUAUUAAUAUGUGGAAAUUACUCUGUAAUUAAAUGCAAUAUUAAAAAAGCGAGCCUGUACCGCCAUUAAGAAGAACAAAAAAAUACACUUUUUUCAAAUAAACUUUUUUAUCCGAUGCCUACAUUCAGGGCCGUGCGGUGCUAUGAUGCGGUGAGGCAGCCGCAUCAGGCGGCAUCACAAAGGGGCGGCAUAAUCAGUAAAAUCAAAAUACAAAUUGAGCCAUUCAAUAAUUAAAAAUAUAUAUAGGACCAAGUGUCAGCCGAAAAUAUUUAACUGGUGAAGGUUUAACAGAACUUAUUUUGACAAAUUUGGAAAAAUUAGUUCUUGAUUUAAAACGGCUCAGAGGACAAGGCUAUGAUAACGGGAUUAAUAUGAAAGGAAUAAGAAAGGCUGUGCAAAACAGAAUAUUUGAAAAAUAUCCGAGGGCGUUUUACGUGCCCUGCGCAUGCCACCUUAGUCAUAAAUGACGCAGCGUCUUCUUCUACAGAAACAACAACUUUUUUUUGUAUUAUACAAGAACUGUACACUUUUUUCUGGUUUUACAAAGCUUUGGGAAGUUCUGAAAAAACAUGUUUCACAACUAACACUAAAACCGUUGAGUACUACUAGAUGGUUAAGUCGAAUAGAUGCAUUGAAACCUCUAAGAUUUCAAUUUUGUGAAAUAUAUAAUGCCUUAUUCGAAAUAAUAGAAGACGUCAACAAGGAUUCAGAAACUAAAGUCAAAGCACGAAGAUUGGUAAAAAUAUUAAAAAUUAUAUUAUAUGACGUGUAGUUCUUUGUCAACAAUUUGUCAAAUUGUGUAAAAAUGUUGUCAGAAACUAUGGAAAAAAUGAAAAUUUACUGACAAUUGGCUAUGACCAAAUGAAAAUUACUGAUAAUGAAAUUGCAGAAAAUCUUGUAAAUAAGUUCCGAAUAUCCUACUGAAAAUGAAUAUUGAGGCAAGAGAAAAAUGCGUCAAUUUGAUCUGUGGAUCAGCUCUCAACAGAAGAAGAUAAAUUUAAAGUAAAUUUUUUCAUCUAUAUUUUAGACAUUGCCUUUAAUUCUUUGAAUGAUCGAUUUUCGCUUUUAGAAACUCAUAAUAAAAAUUUUAAAUUUUUAUAUGAUACUUUUAAAUUGAGGGAAAUAUAAGAAAAGGGAAAUAUGAUAAAUUACUAGAAAAAUACUAGAAAAUAUUCAUUCAAUACUUUUCAUAGAAAAAGAAUCGGAUAUAGAGGCAAAUGAAAUUUCUAGAAGAAUUAUUGCAUGAUUUAUCCCAAAUGAUACCAUACUCCAUGAAACCUUUAGAGGUUUUGAACUAUUUGUGCCAAAAUAACCUAAUUUCUUUAUACCCAAAUAUAGUUGUAUCACUAAGGGCCGGUAUUAUCUGUCCCGAUUAAACCCCGGUUAGAAGAAUUUUGUCAUGCGAGGUGCAGAAAGUACCGACCCUAAGAAUUUUAUUAACACUAUCUGUCUCCGUAGCUUGGGGAAAGAAGCUUUUCAAAAUUAAUAAUGAUUAAAACUAUUAACGAAGCUCCAUAAGAAAAACAAAACUAAAAAAAUUAACACAUUUCGAUAGAGUCCUCACUAGCUGCUACUUUAGAAUACACCAAUCUGAUUGACGAGUUUACCAAAAUUAAAAUCAAAAGGAUACAAUUGUAAUUUUCAUAAAUGUUAUUUAAUGUUAAUACAUAUUUCAUUUAAUUUAAAGUAUGUUUUGUUUUUAAAAUAAAAGUUUUCGUUCAU
Molecule: messenger RNA, 7789 nt
Organism: Diabrotica virgifera virgifera (western corn rootworm)
Lineage: Eukaryota; Metazoa; Arthropoda; Insecta; Coleoptera; Chrysomelidae
Exons: 6
Coding region: 47-1417 (456 amino acids)
Cellular component (GO): plasma membrane
Source: RefSeq, a predicted model, not a curated record